AAACAUGCUCAGGCAGUUAGUCAAACUCGAGACACUCAGAGGAGAACACAGUCGCCAUCUGGACUAGCGGCUGGACAAGAGAGGGAACCAGGGUGAUCAGCACCUGUCCCAAGAACACGCUCUCUUUCUGCCGCACACACACAUACAUACACACACACACAUAGUCAGGAACACACACACACACAAGCGCACUCAGGGGAGAGAUCAGACGGCUCUAUGUGCGGCUGGAACCAAAGUCUGUCGGCCGCCUCUCAGCAUAGCUCCGUCAUGUUGACCACUGAGGGCGCCCUGAACACCGCCGACCAGGAAGAACGCAAAAUGACAGUCGAGGAUGCCGACAUGUCCAAGUGGACGGAAGCCGAGUUUGAAGAGAAGUGCACGUACAUCGUCAAGGACCACACGUGGGACAGCCCAGAGAAGCCGGAUCUGCCCCGUGCCCAGACCUCACUGCCGAGAAACCUGGCCUUCAGAUAUGCCCCUGAUUCCAAAGAGGUGAUCGGCGUUGUAAGCCGUGAAUACAUCCCUAAAGGAACUCGAUUUGGCCCUCUAGUGGGAGAAAGUUAUACAGCAGAGAAUGUGCCCAAAGACGCCAACAGGAAGUACUUCUGGAGGAUUUAUACCAAAGGAGAGUUCCAUCACUUUGUAGACGGCCUGGAUGAGGAGAAAAGCAACUGGAUGCGGUAUGUCAAUCCAGGACACUCGCAGCAAGAGCAGAACCUGGCGGCAUGCCAGAAUGGCAUGAGCAUCUACUUCUACACCGUGAAGGCCAUCCCUGCUGACCAGGAGCUGCUGGUCUGGUACUGCACUGACUUCGCACACCGUCUCCACUACCCUCCUUCAGGAGAUCUCAUGAUGCAAAAGCUCAAGCAAAGUCUGAUAGAAUCAAAGCAGCAGGUGUCAGAAGAAAAGCCUGUUGUGAAGAGAGAGCAUACUGUCUCAGAAAUACUCAAAGACACGUGGCGGGAGCCUGCAAGACCACUGCCAACACGUCCCCACUGCCCCAUCAGCCCUGACAGACCCAUCUACCCACGUGUCAUCUACCCAAUCCGGCCACAACCGCACCUCCGAGAGGAUGUCAUGAAAACCAGCCCAAGUAUCUGUUUUUCCACUCGGUCACCUGCACUGUCUUCAGCCACCCCAAGCCCGUCAGCCCGCAGCAGCCCUGAAACCAGUCCUGGAAGCAGUCCUACACCAGCAGAUCCUAGGGAUGCUUUGCCACUCUACAAUGGUGGCCUGGGUCUGUAUCCUGGCUACUCCCCAUCCAACUCUCUUUCCUCAUUCUAUCAUAGCUCACAUUAUGUCUUAUCCCCUUACUCCAUGAGUGGAACCCCACCAGUGGGGAACGUUUUCUCCCGCAUGUACCCUCUUUACAACAGCUUAAUGACCCCUCACAUGCCCUUCCCACCCAACAUGCUUCCACCUGAGGGGGGACGUCAUUUCCUGCUGCCACCACACAGAGACUUUCUGCUUCCACCGCCCAAGAGUGCCUUCUCAAGAGCGACAACCCCAAAAGACAAACCGUUGCAUGGACACCCUCGUGCCCCCAUCAGUGGUUCUCCCACAGCUGGAUCGGCAGUAUCUGCUGAUCAGCAGCCUGCCAACCCGACCUCAGCACAGCCGAGCAUCCGACAUUUAGAAGACGAAGCGAUCAAUCUUAGCAAGAUGAAGCGAGGCCCUGCGGGAUACAAGACACUGCCAUACCCACUUAAAAAACAGAAUGGCAAGAUAAAGUAUGAGUGCAAUGUAUGCAGCAAGACUUUCGGACAGCUCUCAAACCUUAAGGUGCACCUGCGUGUUCACAGUGGUGAGCGUCCUUUUAAGUGUCAGACAUGCAAUAAGGGCUUCACUCAGCUGGCCCACCUGCAGAAGCACUACCUGGUCCAUACAGGAGAGAAGCCCCACGAAUGCCAGGUAUGUCACAAACGUUUCAGCAGCACGAGUAAUCUGAAGACACAUCUAAGGCUUCACUCAGGUGAGAAGCCUUAUCAGUGCAAGCUCUGCCCAGCCAAGUUCACACAGUUUGUCCACCUCAAGCUGCACAAACGGCUGCACACACGGGAGCGCCCACACAAGUGUCCGCACUGCCACCGCAACUACAUCCACCUCUGCAGCCUGCGCCUUCACCUUAAGGGUUACUGCCUGGCUGCUAUGACUUCCCCCCACUGCAGCCUUGAAGAACUUAACCGCAUUAAUGAGGAGAUUGAGCGAUUCGACAUCAGCGACAAUGCCGACCGGUUGGAGGAGAUCGAGGGGGUUGAUGUCGAGAGGCUCGUGGAAAAGCAGAUCUUCAGUCUGAUCUGCCACGAAAUGGACCUCAAGACCUCGUACCACAAAGGCAGCACUGGAGGGGAUUUGCUUCAUCCUUCACAUCCGUCUAGCACCUUCGGCCUGUAUGAGCCAAGCAGUGAAACAUCGGUUAUCAAGCUCCUACCUGUCAAGGUCAAACAAGAGACGGUGGAGUCGAUGGAAUUGUAGCCCUCGAACACACACGUGCACUAAGUCAUGCGCCCCUCAGCCGCAUCGGGUUCAGGUUGGACAGACAAAGGUGUAUACAAUCCUUCUGAAAAGGAGACAGGCUCAGAACUUUGCUUUCAGGGACUUACCAUACUCAGGGCUAAGAGACACUGCUUAAGGCCACUAGCGGUCCAAUGUGUCCUACACUUACUUUAGAGACAAUCAUUAAUUUCUUUUUGUUUUGUAAUAAUAUUAUUGUUGAUGUCAUUGAUAUUUGUUAUUAUUUUUUGCUAUUGUUAUUCCUUAAUAAUAUUUGGUUAGGCUUGUUAUGCAACCUCCUUAAUUUAUUGUCAAUGUUUACAAUGACUGGGUAAUUCAUUGUAAUUCACUGUUCUGUAUAUUUUCUAUUGUUACUCUUUUGUACAUAGUUUCUUACAGCCUGCGUUUGUUUGCCCUCUGAUUGUUAUGAACUAAUGAGUACCAGAUUUGAGGAGCUUGCCUUGCUUCCGGUUCUUUUUUAU
Molecule: messenger RNA, 2975 nt
Organism: Silurus meridionalis
Lineage: Eukaryota; Metazoa; Chordata; Actinopteri; Siluriformes; Siluridae
Gene: prdm1a
Product: PR domain containing 1a, with ZNF domain
Exons: 7
Coding region: 217-2475 (752 amino acids)
Biological process (GO): cell fate commitment; regulation of transcription by RNA polymerase II
Cellular component (GO): nucleus; cytoplasm
Molecular function (GO): DNA-binding transcription repressor activity, RNA polymerase II-specific; RNA polymerase II cis-regulatory region sequence-specific DNA binding; histone deacetylase binding
Source: RefSeq, a predicted model, not a curated record